AUGGCUACGGUGUUGGUACAGCAGCAAACGCUGCGACAUGCCACCCCUCCGCCAGCGGGAAUCUCCUCAUCCCUGAAUCUCACCAGAACCCCGUCGCCGGUACCAAACAAACAUUUACCAGUGUGUCCGUCGGGAACUUCGACAGCAGCUUCGCAGACUGCUGUACAAUCGGCGAAAGACGAUAAGGAGGUCACGUCGCUUCUCUAUCCUCCCGACACGUUCUCGCGUGUGACCAAUUCACCGCCGAUAUACUCGAUCGACAUUGUAACCUUAGCCGCUGCCUUGGAUUAUUGGGCUUCUCAACCCUUACCAGACCCCAGUCAGGUAUUUCCUUGGCUCCAUGGACUUCACCCGGAGAAUCAUUUACAACUGGGCUUUUUCACAAACCGGAGACGUUCUCUUCGCCGGACUCCCCAAUGUUGGAGAGGCAUCACGAUCGUCAAAGUCGGUGGUGAUCUUAGCACAUCCAGACUCAAAGGCGCAGUGUCUCCCAGUGAGAUUCUUGCACCGUCCGGCUGGGAUUUCAUUCCAAGUGAUCCCAAGGAGGGAUUCUCUGUUCGCAAUUUUCAGAUACAAACCGCAAAGUUGGCUACUCUAUCAGACAUUGUUGUUUACGGCCAAGACGGUGUGAAUAGAAAGCAACUCUUAGAAGUUGCUGAGAAAAUUGCCACCGCACAGUACCGUUGGAGAAAUAAGAAUGACCCAGAUGGAUUCUUCCCAUCCUACCAUACAUUCAUCCUCUCAAGUGAAUUCUCUGAAAUUGAACGCCGUUGUCCGCGCCUGGUUGCUAUCAACUCUCAAGGCCAGCUCACCGGCCAGGUAGUCGAUUUCUUUCACUGGGAGCGGCUGGAAAUGUGCGAGAUGGCCAAAGCUUCUGAGAUUUCUAAGAAUGUCUGGCAAGGGCCGACGCCUGAUUACAUAUUGCGAUCUGGAUCAGGCGACUCCGCGCAUGUCGAAGAUUUUGACCUUUUGAUUGAGACAAGUGAUCUUGCCAGCAUCCCUGGCCCUCGAUAUCUGGCUAAACUCAAUAGGCAGCUGGAUGACGACGACAGUCCUCUGCGGCUAGAAUUCCCGUCUUCCGGGUCGCUUGUUGUCCCAUCCGCUGAAACAAGAGAGAUAGACGACCUUGUAAGCACUAUACGAUGGAUUUAUUAUCUGGCGAACCCAGAAGAGCCGGAAUCCCCAACAGAUGUUGAUGGAGAUAUUGCCAUGACGUCUCUUCGACGGAAGCCUCGCAGGAUUCUUAUCCACUGUCCAGACGGCUAUACUGAAGCUUCACUAUUGGUCAUCGCUUACUUGAUGUUCGCUGAAGGUAUAGCGGCUCAUGAGGCAUGGCUGCGACUUCACUGCGACAGGAAGCGUAAUUUCUUCGCAUACCCGUCUGAUGUCACUUUUCUGAGCAGCAUUCAGACAAGACUUUUGCAUGAGAGUCCUGCGACGCACUCGGAGAGUCUCUCCAGCGUUCCAGAUCCGCCAUGGUUCCGGUACUGUGAUGGAUCACUUCCGAGUCGAAUUCUCCCAUACAUGUAUCUUGGCAAUUUGGGCCACGCCAACAAUCCUGAAAUGCUCUGGGCUCUUGGAAUUCGGCGCAUUCUGAGCAUUGGAGAGUCAGUCUCAUGGAGAGAUUUUGACAUUGCUCGGAUGGGCCCUGAGAACGUGAUGCAUAUAACUCAGGUUCAAGACAAUGGGAUAGACCCAUUGACUCAGGAAUUCGACCGAUGCUUGGAAUUCAUCAGUGAGUUCUGA
Messenger RNA from Aspergillus novofumigatus IBT 16806, 1746 nucleotides. It is a transcript of the gene pps1, whose product is annotated as tyrosine/serine/threonine protein phosphatase PPS1. The record is from RefSeq and is a predicted model, not a curated record. The transcript is spliced from 3 exons. Lineage: Eukaryota; Fungi; Ascomycota; Eurotiomycetes; Eurotiales; Aspergillaceae. The coding region runs from base 1 to 1746 and encodes 581 amino acids. Gene Ontology annotation, biological process: nuclear DNA replication. Gene Ontology annotation, molecular function: protein tyrosine/serine/threonine phosphatase activity.